Molecule: messenger RNA, 1518 nt
Organism: Metarhizium brunneum ARSEF 3297
Lineage: Eukaryota; Fungi; Ascomycota; Sordariomycetes; Hypocreales; Clavicipitaceae
Product: Glycerophosphoinositol permease 1
Biological process (GO): transmembrane transport
Cellular component (GO): membrane
Molecular function (GO): transmembrane transporter activity
Source: RefSeq, a predicted model, not a curated record
AUGGACAACGAGGCCGUUGAUAUCGUUCCCGGGGAGCAUCACGAUGCGACGACCAAGGGGGACUCUGAGGCGCAAGUCGCUGCUGUCGAGCGGGGUUCCAGCAAACGACAGAGGUUAUCUGAUGUAUUCACAAUUUUUUGCUCCGGCUUCGCCCUCAUCUCGGAUGGCUACCAGAACAAUCUCAUGACCAUGUCCAACGUGCUCUUCAAGAAGGAAUACCCGAACGAGUACACCCCCCAAGUCAGCACCCGCGUCUCCAACGCCCUGCUCGUCGGCGAGAUCCUGGGCCAGGUCGUCGUCGGCCUGACCUGCGACUACAUGGGCCGCAAGACGGCCAUCAUCAUGACGACGCUGCUCAUUGUUCUCGGCGGCAUCCUGGCCACCGCCUCUCACGGCGUUACUAUCGACGGCAUGUUUUGGAUGCUGACUGUUUCGAGAGGCAUCGUCGGUUUCGGAGCAGGUGGCGAGUACCCUGCCGCCAGCACGUCCGCAUCCGAGGCCGCCAACGAACACACGCCCGCGAACCGCGGCCCCGUCUUCAUCCUCGUCACCAAUCUCCCCCUCUCGUUCGGCGGCCCGUUCGCCGUGUCCGUCUUCCUCAUCGUGCUGUCCGCCGCCGGCGAGACCAACCUCUCGACCGUGUGGCGCGUCUGCUUCGGCGUCGGCGUCGCGCUGCCCCUGACCGUCUUCUACUUCCGCCUCAAGAUGCUCAACUCCAAGCUCUACCGCCGCGGCGCCAUCAAGAGGCACGUCCCCUACGGCCUGGUCGUCAGGUACUAUUGGAAAACGCUGAUCGGCACCUGCGGCGCCUGGUUCCUCUACGACUUUGUCACCUUCCCCAACGGCGUCUUCUCCGGCACCAUCAUCUCCAGCGUUGCCUCCAGGUCCGGCAGCACCCUGCGCAGCACGGCGGAGUGGCAGCUUCUCCUCGGCGCCAUUGCCCUGCCCGGCGUCCUCCUCGGCGCAUUCCUCUGCGACAGGCUGGGCCGCAAGAACGUCAUGAUGCUGGGCUUCUCAGGAUACCUGGUCUUUGGGCUGGUCAUUGGCUGCGCGUACGACAAGAUCACCGCCAUCAUCCCGCUCUUUGUCAUCUUUUACGGCCUGAUGCAGAGUUCUGGCAACUUGGGCCCGGGCGAUAUGCUCGGCCUCAUUUCCUCGGAGAGCUACGCCACCAGCGUCCGUGGAACGUGCUACGGCCUCAGUGCGGCGAUUGGCAAGACGGGUGCUGCUCUGGGGACACAGGCGUUUACACCGAUUCAAGAUAGGUUCGGCAAGAGGUGGACGUUUAUUGUCGCGGCUAUAUGCGGUGUGGUGGGCGUCUUGGUCACGUACUUUUUUGUGCCCAGGUUGACGGGCGAGGAUCUGGCCAAGCGGGACGAGGAGUUUAGGGCGUACCUGUUGGCGAAUGGGUGGAAUGGUGAGAUGGGCGAGGCUGAUUUGAAGGGUUUGGCAGAGGAUGUCGACGAGGGCGUGGUGUCUGGUGAUCAUGGAGAGAAUGGGGCCAAGGCUGCUGGGUAG